Messenger RNA from Spodoptera exigua (beet armyworm), 1479 nucleotides. The record is from the annotation of a GenBank genome assembly. NCBI's taxonomy places the organism in Eukaryota, Metazoa, Arthropoda, Insecta, Lepidoptera, Noctuidae.
AUGUUGAGGAAAUCGUGCAGCACGCAACUGACUAAACCUGAAUCCAGUCACAGCAUCGACGAUGGGAUCAUCCUCAACUUUAGUAGGUUCGGCCCUUGCAGAGACGCUUCCCUUGACAGCGACUGUGGUUCCCCAGGGGGCUGCGUUAUUACUGUCAGCGCUGAAUGCAAUAUGACCAGUGAAAACCAGUGGCAAAACUCGACCGUUGAUAUAAGUUCAAACGCUGACGAUGACUUGUACCGCCCUCCGUCGUGCCAGGGUUGUCGGGCACCCAUCGCGUCCCUGGAUUGUAUGGACGACUUUAGUGCUAACUCUCAACAGAUGUUGGAUCAAGUUUGUGCACAAUCUGACAGAGGCAAUUUGUACGCAGCCGGCGAGGUAAAUGUGUCGCGACACAUGUCGACGUAUAUGGGAAAUCAUACCACCAUGCCAUCGGUGGUGACUCCAGGAUUACGGUAUAAAAAUUUGGGCAAAUCUGGGUUACGGGUGCCCAACAUCGGCCUGGGAAUAUGGGCCAUGCUAAACGAAGAUUGCGCCGAAGACGUCAUCAUGACCGCACUGGAGAACGGCAUCAAUCUUUUUGAUCUGUCUGAAGCACACUGCGCCAAGGGAGAGGCUGAGUUGGGCAGGGUGCUAAAGAAACGUAACGUUCGGCGGACGAGCGUUAUCAUCACCACCAAAGUGUACUGGAGCACCAAGUCGGAUGAAAGAGGCCUCUCUCGCAAACACAUAGUUGAGAGCGUUAAGGCGUCACUGGCUCGACUUCAAGUUGAAUAUAUUGAUGUUGUACUCCUGCAUAAAGUUGAUCCAGUUUGCCCUAUGGAAGAGUUGGUACGUGCGAUGAACUUCGUUAUAAAUCAAGGAUGGGUCAUGUAUUGGGGAACAGCUCGCUGGACACCAGCAGAGAUAAUGGAUGCAUAUAGUAACUGUAGACAGUUCAACUGCAUUACUCCAAUAGUGGAACAAACAGAAUAUCAUAUGUUCUGUCGCGAGAAACCUGAACUCUACAUGCCCGAGUUGUAUCAUAAGAUCGGUGUAGGUAUGAUGGCGUGGUCAGCUAUAACUACUGGUAAAGGUCUUGGCCGCGAAGAAAUCACCGGCCUAUUUGCAAAAUCUCGAUUCAACAGAAAAUACAGUACGUUUAGCUGGUGUGAAGAAGAUCUUGCAGUACCUGAGGAAUCUCUGAAAGACAAGGAAAAGGAAAAAGAAAAGGAUUCCAAGCCGAAAUUCUUCUUAAACAACGCAGGAGAAGUCAUCAAACGUACUGAGCAAGACGGAGUUUCCACUGAUGUCGUGAUAUCAGUGUCAUCGUUGAAAGGUAAGCAACCAGCUAGCGGGGGCAGUAAGGUGAAGAAGUCCAAGUCUGACACGGCUCGUCCGCGGUCUUCUUCCUUACAACGGUCCACUUCAGGACAGUUGUCCCUCGGCAAAGACCGCAGGAAAUCGCGUUUGGACUUGAACUCGCCCGCUGAUCCGUAA